Messenger RNA from Moneuplotes crassus, 1482 nucleotides. The record is from the annotation of a GenBank genome assembly. Lineage: Eukaryota; Ciliophora; Spirotrichea; Euplotida; Euplotidae.
CCCUUAUCAGUCACAGUGUCAUCUACAAAGGCCAACUAAUAAUAUGCCAGUGCGUAAUAGACCGUAUGCAUUCUUCAUGCCAAAUUAUCCGAUGGUCAACUGAAUGCCUUACCAAUUCACUUCUUGUUUUGACAAGUCACCUGAGUCUUCAGAGGUUGGUUCCAUGCUGAAAUAUGAGUUUAAGGCUGAAAAUGAGAAAUGAGAGAAACAAAAAUAUAAUACAAAGAGCAUAUUUAAGCAGCAAGAAGAGCUUAAGGUCUACUAUUACGAUCUUGGUGACCAGAUCUGCCAGGAGCUUACUGAAUCUCAUAAUGAAGUGCUUGAAAGUAUAUCUGCUAAGCUGAAAUAAAGCCAAAUGGGUCCAAAAUAAUCCAAAUCGAUCAGAAGAUUUAUAUAAAGCUUCUUCUGAAAUUGAUCAGCCUAAUCCUUUUCACUCAAAAAUCUCUGCUGAAUGAAAGAAAUUGUUAGUAGAUAUUCCUGGCGAGCUGGAAGGACCACUAAAAAUAAAGAAGACUCAAAUAAGUUCACUGAUAAAAGUGGAUUAUGAGCAGAAAACUACCGCUAGCGAAGAGGUAGUUGGAGCCCCGAUAUUCUCUGGGACCUUGAAGCCUGCUGAAGUCCCUAAGACAGCUGAAGCUCCUAAACCAAAGAUGCUGACCAAUGAGGGAAGCCGAGCUAGCUUCAUCGACACUGCUUCAGACACUGACACAACAGAAAUUUUCGAAGAAGAAAAACUAGAUGUGAACUCUUUAUUUGGGUUUAAAGCUUUAACUUCUAAAAAGCAAAUCGAGGCGAAAGCCAGUACAGAUUUCACUGAAAACUCUACCAAAGCCACAUGCCAUCGAAAGAGAGGGAGACCAAGGAAGGAUUUUGCUGCUUUGCCGGUCAAAAAGAUGCUGGCUUUUCUCAAAGCGGAGCUUUUGAAGAAGCUCAAGCCUCUUAAAGAGAGCAAAUAGGAGUGAUAGUGUUUUUAUAGCUAUUUUUAGAGCAAUCAAGAAGAUCCCUCUUUGGCUUCUCAAGAAGCUAAAAUCAAAGGGCAGGUACAAGCUUGACCUGAGAAGUCAGGCCAAUUGAAAGCUGACGAUAGAAACCUACCAAGAAAUAUACGACUACUUUAUUAAAAUCUUACUUGAACUAGAUAUCACCGAUAGGUUUCAGGGAAGAAAGGAUGCCUUUAUACAUUUCUGAGCAAUAGCUUUCCCAGCAAAAAGACUACUCCAACUUUACCAACCAGAUGGGACAGAAGACCCAGAUUUGGCCCAGAAAAAGGAAGAUCUAGAGAGACUGAAUAAGUUACUUGGUCAGAGAAAUUUGAACUGUUACAUUAAAUUAAGGCAAUUUUGAAAAGAAAACCCAAUGAUGGUCUCACUCAUUGAACUAUUUCUCACACUUGUGGAUAAAAAGGAAGAGAAACCUCAUGGUCCACUUGCAAGGCUUUACGAAAUAGUUAAAGAAUCUGAUAAAAAACCUUCUGGAAGUUAG